GAUAUCUGUGGUGAACCUGAAUUCAUGGAGAAAAUGGAGGCAAUUUACCACGAGAAGGCAGUGGAGAAGGGGUCCUUGGUGGUCUCCGCUUGUGGGUUCGAUUCGAUUCCUGCGGAACUUGGAUUGAUGUUCAAUUCUAGGCAGUGGGUGUCGCCAGCGGCACCAAACAGCGUUGAGGCGUACUUGAGCUUGGAGUCGGACAAGAGGAUUGUCUUGAAUUUCGGGACGUUUGAGUCGGCUGUUUUGGGCGUGGCGAAUGCGCAUAAGUUGCCGGAGCUGAGGAAGUCUAGACCCAAGAGACCUAGACCAGUAAUAGCAGGGCCCCCACCUUCCAAAGGACCCAUGGUAGAACACCAGAAGGCAAUUGGCCUUUGGGCAGUAAAGCUACCUUCAGCAGAUUCCACUGUUGUCCGUAGAACACUCUCAGCUCUAACAGAGAACCCGCAUGGCCUUCCUGGGGUUGAUGAGAAUGAUGGACAGAUUGAGAGGAGAAAAAAUUUCUGGUCAACGGUGAAGCCAGCCCAUUUUGGGGUUAAGAUAAGAUCUAAGUCUCUACUGGGCAUCAUUCGAUUCAUCAUAUUUGGACUGUUCCUUGGUCUAUUUGGUUCAACUGCGUUUGGAAGGUGGCUUCUCUUGAAAUAUCCCUCGAUUUUCAGCCUUGGGUGGUUUAGGAAGCAAGGACCCACUGAAGAAGAGGUUAGGAGUGCUUCCUUCAAAAUGUGGUUUAUUGGACAUGGUUAUAGCGGUGCUAAUCUCGCAUCCCAGCUGGGAAAC
Messenger RNA from Nelumbo nucifera (sacred lotus), 774 nucleotides. Its product is annotated as putative mitochondrial saccharopine dehydrogenase-like oxidoreductase At5g39410. The record is from RefSeq and is a predicted model, not a curated record. Gene Ontology annotation, cellular component: lipid droplet; mitochondrion; plasma membrane. Gene Ontology annotation, biological process: glycolipid biosynthetic process. Lineage: Eukaryota; Viridiplantae; Streptophyta; Magnoliopsida; Proteales; Nelumbonaceae.